AUGCCAGUUCUGCUCCAGGCUGUGACCUUUGUGGAGCCUGAUGAGGAUGAGACUUUGGUAUAUACUGCCGUGGGUAUUCAUGCGCAACAUCGACAAACGCUAGUGCGAGAUGCAUCUGACUGGAUUGAGAUUCAUGGGGAAACUCCAUGGACUAAACUCCCAGCUUUUGAUCCUUGGCGUAUCUAUCCCGAUGUGUUACACGUGCUGGACUUGGCCAUAGCUCCUGACAGCAUUGGGUCGUUCCUCUUGUUUGCCACUGACAACGGAAACAGAGAUCAGGGCCUUGACACGAUACGCAUGCAAUAUUUCCAGUGGGCUUCCGAGAUAAAGCUCGGCUGUGAGUAUCUGGCCAACCCGAAACUGUUCACUUCAAAA
Messenger RNA from Cladocopium goreaui, 375 nucleotides. Lineage: Eukaryota; Dinophyceae; Suessiales; Symbiodiniaceae. The record is from the annotation of a GenBank genome assembly.